Messenger RNA from Egretta garzetta (little egret), 3630 nucleotides. It is a transcript of the gene UBE2N, whose product is annotated as ubiquitin conjugating enzyme E2 N. Lineage: Eukaryota; Metazoa; Chordata; Aves; Pelecaniformes; Ardeidae. The coding region runs from base 1 to 576 and encodes 191 amino acids. Gene Ontology annotation, biological process: DNA damage tolerance; protein K63-linked ubiquitination. Gene Ontology annotation, cellular component: nucleus. The record is from RefSeq and is a predicted model, not a curated record. Gene Ontology annotation, molecular function: ubiquitin conjugating enzyme activity. The transcript has 5 exons.
AUGGCUGCAUUGCAGCCUGGCGAAGAGGUGUUAUUUAACUACAUCAAGACAGCCGUAUCACUUAAAUGCUGUGUGAAUUUAUUUCUACACAAUGCCAGUAUUGUAACAGUCCAGUUAUGUUUGAAGAACGUAUUAAGCCAAGUAGAGGAAACCCAGCGCUUGCUGGCAGAGCCAGUCCCUGGGAUAAAAGCGGAGCCAGAUGAAAGCAACGCACGUUAUUUUCACGUGGUCAUUGCAGGUCCACAGGAUUCCCCCUUUGAGGGUGGGACAUUUAAACUUGAACUAUUCCUUCCAGAAGAAUAUCCAAUGGCAGCUCCUAAAGUACGUUUCAUGACCAAAAUUUAUCAUCCUAAUGUAGACAAGCUGGGAAGAAUAUGUUUAGAUAUUUUGAAAGAUAAAUGGUCCCCAGCUUUGCAGAUUCGUACAGUUCUGCUAUCAAUCCAGGCUUUGUUAAGCGCUCCCAAUCCAGAUGAUCCACUAGCAAAUGAUGUAGCUGAGCAAUGGAAGACCAAUGAAGCCCAAGCCAUAGAAACAGCCAGAGCAUGGACUAGGCUAUAUGCCAUGAAUAAUAUUUAAAUGCGCUUUGAACAUCAAGUGUGCAUCACUUCUCCUGUUCUGCCAAGACCUCUUCCUUUUUUUGUUUGCAUUUAAUGGACACAGUCUUAGAAACAUUACAGAAUAAAAGCCCAGACAUCUUCAGUCCUUUGGUGAUUAAAUGCACAUUAGCAAAUCUGUGUCUUGUCCUAAAUCACUAUUGUACCGCAUGAGCAGAGGCUAGAAGUAUCAUCUGGAUUGUUGUGAAAUUGUUUAAAAGCAGCAUCACAUCUCUGCUUUUAAUCAUUUUUCCCAUCAUGGUUUAAGUAUAAGCACUGUGAAUGAAGGUAGGCAGGGUUAGCUGUGGGGCUUUUUGUUUUAAUUUUGUGGGCUCCUCCUCCCUUUUUAUGGUGAUGCUAAUUGCAUUGGUAAAAGCAGCUAACCAGUUAUACUUUAGAAUAUACCCUCUAGCCCAGUCUAACUUAGACGCUGUAGGUGGACAAGCUUCAUUGUUUGAACAAAAAAUGGGAACAUUAAACAUCCAUCACCUUCACUAAUAAUAUUGUGAUUCUGCUGUCAAGUGUAGAAAAAUCCCUCCAAGAAAAAGCUUGUGACCAUUUUGUAUGGCUUGUCUGGAAAAUCUCCUGUAAAUCUUAUGUUUUAGUAAAAUAUUUUUUGUUAUUCUACUUUGCCUUUGUACAGUUUAUUUUGCUGUGUUUUCAUUUCUCUAAUGUGACAAUCGUAUUUAAAAAAACUGAAACCAGAAUUGACAGUUUGUCUUCACCAGUCUGACAGAUUAAACAGUAAAGAGGUGGAAUUCACAAGAUUUUUUUGCUUCUGUUUGCUGACUUUUUUUUUUUUAUUAGCUUGUGAUAUUAUGUGGGUGACCUUACCAGGCCAAUUUAAUAUGAAAUUGCAUUUGGAGUGACUUUGAGAAACAAGUCUGUGAUGUAACCAUUGUAACCAUCAUUUUAGUAAUGCCUUGAUAAUGCGUUUUCAUGGAAAUAACCGUAAUCAAGUAGGAGGUUGAGAGUAAAUGACAGUACUGAUUAUGAGUAUCUGCAUAACUUCUCCUUGCUGAUUGCCCUCAGGUGUUAGGCUACACAGUUUCCUACCUUCUUUAAUUCCUGCCCUCUAUUAACACAAAAUACCGGUGCGCAGAACCACUGUUGCAGCCAGUUGUGCAUCAACUGGAGUUUGCUCAGCCACUUUCAGCUACUGCCUCCUACCAGUGGUAUUUUCUACAAGCCUUAUUAAGCUACUUGCUUGAGCAACUGGUCUGCUUAAAUAGCAACAGAGUUUCUUUAUUGGAGGGAGGGAAAGUGAGUAAAAACUUCCUUCUCAUCCUUGUUUUUUGUGUAUGCAUCUUGUCUGGGAGUUCAGCAUCUCUUCUGGGAACCUGUCUUACUGCUUUCCUUAAUUUCUUGUAUCCCUAUUCUCUUCCUUUCCCCAAGCCCUCUCCCUCACAAAAAAAAAAAAAAAGCAGCUUAACAGCUUUUGGUGAGGCCACCCUGAAGUGUAUAAAUGACGGCGUGCAGUGGUUGCGGUGGGGCGUGUCUUGUCGUGCGAUUCCAGGGCUGUGGUUAUGUAGUCUGUUGGUGUUCUCCCUCUUUCACCUCUUCUUACCCUAGUGUCAUCUGAAAUUUCUCUAGAACGUGGUGUAUUUAUUGUGCUCUUAUGUAAGAUGAAGAAUAUCUAUUAAAACUAUGUUUUCCAACAGACAGUGCUUUCAGUGGUUAGUAACCGGUGGUGUCCCUCAAAGUACGCUUUGUAACCUGGUUGAAGCUUGGUUUGGAAUCCAGCUUUUCCACCAGACUCAGCUACGAAAAAAACAAAACCAAACCUGUUUCAAAAGUAGUUUCUGUGUUGAGUGUAAGCCCAGGCUGCGUUGUUCAGGGCUUGCAAGGAAUUGUUUGUUCUUCAGAGUGGGUGAGCACCGUUAACCCUGCCCUCUCCUCACACGUGAGCCUGGGUUUGGGUCUGGCUGGCGCUCAUCUCCUUUGUGCUGCUGAUGUCGGCAACUUUUGGGCAGCCGAGAACAGGUGAGCUGUGUGGGAGAGCCCGGAUUCACUUCACCCACCUCUUAAAGCUUUACCUUAUGCUGGGUCUGCAGUGUUCCUCAGCUCUGUCCCGAGGACGAGUGGCACCCCCAGGGAACAGGGGCCCACUGAAGCACCCCCUGUGGAAGGUGGCUUUCCCUUCCUUCCUGAGAGACACGGGGGUCUGAACUGGCACUUAACGCAAUUAAACUUCAAACUGGGUGGGAUGAAUCCAGACCCCGGGUGAUUUAGCAGAUGCCUGGUGUUUGUGUGUUCAGGGCUUAAAACUGCUGGAGUUGGCAGCUAACUGGGGGAUGUGGUUAAGUUCUCGGUGGAACAUUGUUAAUGCAUCGGUAGGCAAAAAAUCCUCUGCCUCCGUUUGCUAGCGGCCGAGUAAGGUGGCUUGUAGAACCGUUCGAGUAUGCAGUAGCCAGGGUGUGACUGGGUUAUUUUUUUUUAACUAUCAUCUCAGCCAAAUUGAGAUUUUAUUAAAGACAUCCAGGCUGUGGAUGUACAAGUCCAUAGUGAUGGUACAUCUGAAAUGAAUGGUGUGAAAGUAAACUACCGUGUUUUAAACGCUUUAGAGUAGUUUCAAAUGAUAGUUGUAGUGAAGGAAACUUUAUCUGGGCUUCCUGAAAACUAAAAUUUGUUUGCCGUGGGGUCUAUUCAGGCAUGUUUUAAUCCUUUUAAAGUUGAUGAUGUGUAUUAAAUAGUGAGUAUUUAAAUUUUAAAGCUGAUUUAAGGGCCCUGUAUAAAGCCAAGCAGGGAAUUUCAUUCUGUCUUAUGCUGAGGAAUGCGUGAAACUUUUAGGCUGAAUUCUCUGAAGCCGGCUAGAUACAACUUGCUCCCCAGUUAAGCGGGUGCGUAUUCACAGCCAGUACCUGAGGCUCCCAGUGACUUCUGCUUCAUCUGCCACUACAGCUGGUUGGCAAGCGCAGCUCUCCUGUAGGCAGCCUUAGUUUUGCUUCCAUUUUUCUUGGAUGCCUGUGGGAUAAAUUUUCGGUAAAUCUCAAAUAAUCGUGUUUCCUCCUAGCAUUACUGGUGCUGUGCCUCAAAC